ACUGACGCCAGAUUUCAUUCUACCGCCCGCCCCUGUUUCUUGACUGCGUAGCAAUUUGAACGUUCCACGCUGUAGCUAUCUCCAUCCCUCCCAUCUCUGUCUUGAUCCUUCGUCUUCACCGGAACCAGAGCAUCUUUUGUAUAUCUAAUUGGUAUUCUCUGUCAACCCUUAUCGGUCUUUUCGGGUUCCUCUUUGCUACUAAGAACCUCAGCUCUUAAGCUCUCCUGCCACCCCUGUUUUGCUCUUCCACUUCAUCUUUUGCUUAUAUCCUCAUGGUUCCUAAACUUAAAGGCUCCACAAACAAGAGAUCUUGUGCUUGGACUGCUUUAGUUGCAAUAAUUUUCUUAUGUAAAACAUUCAAGUCGGUGCUUUCCAUUUCAGAUCAGACCACAGAAUCCAAAUUCUGUCAGAAUCAAUCAAAGCCUUUAGCAUGCGAGUCAUUACCACAAGGAAUUAUAAUCAGCACAACAAAUUUGGAAAUGCAACACCUGUGGAAAUUUGCACUUCCCCAAAAGAAAAAGGUAAAUAAUGAUCCACCAAAGACUUUGUUGGCCAUGGCAGUUGGAAUAAAGCAAAAGAAAAUAGUGAACAAAAUAGUCAAGAAGUUCUUGUCCAUUGAUUCCACUGUGAUGCUUUUUCAUUAUGAUGGUUUUGUAAACGGAUGGAGAGACUUGAAAUGGAUUGACAGGGUAUUGCAUAUCUCUACAGCCAACCAAACAAAAUGGUGGUUUGCCAAGCGUUUCCUACACCCUGAUGUAGUUUCAGAGUAUGAUUACAUUUUCCUUUGGGGUGAAGACCUCAGAGUGGAUUAUUUCAAUCCUAAACGUUACUUAUCCAUUGUUGAAAGCGAAAGGCUAGAAAUAUCCCAACCUGAGUUGGAUUUAAGCAAAUCUGAGAUGCAUCAUCGAAAUACCGUGCGUACAAGGAAUUGGAACUUUAACAGGUGGCUAGAAAUGAGGGCUCCUGUCUUUUCAAAGUCAGCCUGGCGUUGUUCUUGGCAUUUGAUUCAGAAUGAUUUAAUUCUUGCAUUGGGAGUGGAUUUUAAGCUCGGAAAUUGUGCUCAGGGAGAUAUAACAAAAAAUGUUGGCAUAGUGGAUAAGAAAUAUAUUGUUCAUAGAAGAAUCCCCACUUCUGGUGGUUUUGGUGGUUCUGGUGUUAACAAGGCUCCCCAUUGCUGAUUGAGCUCAUGUGAGCCUGCGUUCAUACACUGAACUCCUACCUUUCAAAAGAGGCCAAAUAGCAACAAGCAAGGAUAUUUGUGAAAAGAUCAAUAUGCAAAGUCUACAGGAAAAGUAAUACAUUUAUCUUUUACCCUCCCUUAAUAGGUUGAGAUAGUCUAAAAUUACACAAGAACAUAUAAAUGCAAGUAUUUUUUCCCUGAUUAUAGAUAAAAAGAAAACGGUAAUACAAAAUAGAAUUUACCCAAGAAAACAAGUUGUGACAAUCUCCUGAUAUAGAUGCUGUUAGAAGCAGCUUAUAAUCAGAGAUCUAAUAAAAAGUUCCUCUUGAUUGCAUCUGUGUCAAGAGCUCCUGACACAACUUUUUUCAUUUUACAUGGUGUGUAAAUAGAAAGGAAGAGAGAAAUAUGACAUUUGUCAUUGCAUGAUACUUGGAUGUAUUUUUUUAGGGCAUUGUGUAUUCAUAGAGGUUAUACGAGUUAUCGUUGUACGUGGGAGUAGUAUUGGGCUUCGUUUGGAAUGACUUUUUUACUUUUCGCUAAAGCAGGUUCUUAAUACAAAAAUUUCAAGUUAAAAAAAAAUUUUGUACUAAAAAGCUGCUUUAGAAAACAAUAGAAAAAUUGCCGCCAAACAAAACCUUAUAGGUCCACAGUUUUGUAAAUUUAUUCAGAUUGAAAAUAAGGAACUACUUUUCUUAUUUGCA
Dendrobium catenatum is the source of this 1881-nucleotide messenger RNA. RefSeq lists its product as uncharacterized. Bases 273 to 1178 code for a protein of 301 amino acids. NCBI's taxonomy places the organism in Eukaryota, Viridiplantae, Streptophyta, Magnoliopsida, Asparagales, Orchidaceae. The record is from RefSeq and is a predicted model, not a curated record. The transcript is spliced from 13 exons.